Molecule: messenger RNA, 1503 nt
Organism: Phaeodactylum tricornutum CCAP 1055/1
Lineage: Eukaryota; Bacillariophyta; Bacillariophyceae; Surirellales; Neidiaceae
Exons: 3
Coding region: 125-1336 (403 amino acids)
Biological process (GO): fatty acid beta-oxidation
Molecular function (GO): acetyl-CoA C-acetyltransferase activity
Source: RefSeq, a predicted model, not a curated record
CAUUCAUCACCGGAACAAGUCCUGAUCCUCUUCGGAAGGUAGGGAAGAAGAAGUAAGCAAAUCCAACAACACUGUAGUCGCUGUAGCAACCCGAUCGAGGAAUUCAUCAUACCCUACACACUCCAUGAGUCUUCCGUUUGCCCAAAAGGUGUACAUCGUGGCGGCCAAGCGUACGCCCUUCGGAGCCUUUGGCGGUGCACUCAAGUCCGUCAGUGCGACGGACUUGGGUGCGCACGCGACCAAGACAGCACUGGCGUCCGGCAACGUGGAUCCGUCCCUCGUCGACGCCGUCUACUUUGGCAACGUCAUUCAAUCCAGUCCGGAUGCGGCCUACCUCGCCCGACACGUGGGACUGCAAGCCCAGUGUCCAAUUGCCACACCCGCUCUCACUAUCAACCGACUCUGCGGAUCCGGAUUCGAAACCGUCGUGCAAGCCGCCAACGGAAUACGACUCGGCGAAUCGCACGUUGCCGUAGCGGGAGGUACGGAAAACAUGUCCGCCGCGCCCCUUACCUUGGACGGAAACGUGGCGCGAUGGGGUGGAGUCAAAUUAGGACACGGGAUGAAGCUGGGAGACGCUCUCUGGGAUGGACUCACCGAUAGUCUCGCGCAAACACCCAUGGGACAGACGGCCGAAAAUCUAGCCACCCAGUACAACAUUUCCCGAGCCGAAUGCGACGAAUACGCCAUUCGCAGUCAACAAACGUGGGGUGCGGCACAACAGGCCGGAUUGUUCGACGCCGAAAUGGCUCCCAUGGAAUUACCCGGCCGCAAAGGCACCACCACGGUCGUGGACACGGAUGAGCAUCCCCGCGUCGAUACCCUGCUCGAAAAGAUUGCCAGCCUCCGUCCCGUCUUUUCCAAAACUGGCGUCGUUACGGCCGCCAACGCCUCGGGCAUUUGCGACGGAGCGGGGGCCGUCAUUCUCGCUUCCGAACAAGCCGUGCUCGAACACAACCUCACGCCGCUCUGCCGGGUCGUCUCGUACGGAAUUACCGGAUGUGAACCUACCGUCAUGGGUAUCGGUCCCGUGGAGGCCAUUCGGCAGGCCUUGCACCGAGCCAAUCUCAAGUUGGCCGACAUGGAUCGGAUCGAAAUCAACGAAGCCUUUGCCGCCCAAGUCCUGGCAUGUGCCAAGGAACUAGGCCUCGAUUGGGACAAGACUAAUCUGCACGGUGGCGCUAUUUCACUCGGACAUCCCUUGGGCGCGUCCGGUUCCCGCAUCGUCGCUCACCUUGCCCACGAGUUUGCCACCAAUUCCGCGGCACAGUACCACAUUGGCAGUGCCUGCAUCGGAGGAGGGCAAGGUAUCGCUGUUCUCAUGGAGCGAGUGUAGUUGGCGAAUACGACCGUGUAUGCAAAGUUGAUUGUCAGGAAAUUUACCAGGCAUGUCACGGAGUAUACAGACGAACGGGCACUGUACAGCCCAUACUUGGCUAGUAGGUAGGUAGGUGUUUAAUCAAACACAAAGCUGUAAGUAAAACUGAAUGUGAACGUGGAUCG